GUUUGAUUCACAAGACAGAGUCGCUAGGCAUCGGCAAUUUUCAGCAACCCACAGUGCUUUUUCUGGGAGGAACUGAAAUUUGAGAAGCCCCGCCGCCCACACCCACCGUAUUACUCAUAAAAACCCAGGCACCGAGCGCACUUACCCACCCAUCUUCCUGCUCUCAGGCGCAACGAGGCAGUCUAAACCAGGAGAGCUGUCAGCUGCACCCCAUCUCAAGCCUAAAACACUCUUUUGUUGCCAUGGCAGCGUUGGGCAACCGUGGAACGGUGACCGAAGCCGCUGGGUUCAACCCAGAGGAGGACGCGCAGAAACUGAGGAACGCCAUGAAAGGAGCCGGCACUAAUGAGGCUGCCAUCAUCGAGGUCCUGGCACACCGCACCAUUGCCCAGAGGCAGCGCAUCAAGGAGACGUACAAGCAGACUGUGGGGAAGGAGCUGGCUGACGAUCUGAAGUCAGAGCUGACGGGUAACUUUGAGAAGGUGGUGCUCGGCCUGCUGAUGCCGGCCCCUGUGUACGACGCCCAUGAGCUGAGAUAUGCCAUAAAGGGCGCAGGGACAGAUGAGGCCUGUCUCAUUGACAUCCUGGCCUCCAGGACCAACGCUGAGAUCAAGGCCCUCACUGCCUUCUAUAACAAAGAGCAUGAAAGAAACCUGGAGGACGAUAUCUGCGGUGACACUUCCGGAAUGUUCCAGAGGGUCCUGGUUUCUCUGCUGACGGCGGGGCGUGACGAGAGCAGUCAUGUGGACGAGGCCCUGGUGGCACAGGACGCCAAGGACCUGUAUGAGGCUGGAGAGGCCCGCUGGGGCACAGACGAAGUGAAGUUCCUGACCAUCCUGUGCGUGAGGAACAGAGCCCACCUGCUCCGAGUGUUCCAGGAGUACCAGAAGAUUGCAGGCCGGGACAUUGAGGACAGCAUAAAGAGGGAAAUGUCAGGCUGUCUGGAGGACAUCUUCCUGGCCAUAGUGAGGUGCAUGAAGAGCAAAACUGCCUUCUUCGCAGAGCGGUUGUAUAAAUCCAUGAAGGGCCUGGGCACCACCGACAGCAUGCUGAUCAGAAUCAUGGUGUCUCGCGCUGAGAUCGACAUGCUGGACAUCAAAGCAGAUUUCCUCAGGAUGUACAGCAAGACACUCUACUCCUUCAUCAAGGGCGACACCUCGGGAGACUACCGCAAAAUCCUUCUGGAGCUGUGUGGUGGGGAGUAGAGGACCGAGGAGCUGUGACAUCAUCAGCACGCGCCGGCUUUCCCGCUCUCCGAGCUGCCCCGCCCCUUCCUGCUACUGUCUGUGCUCUGCAUUUAUAUGAAGAUGUGGAUUAAUGGUGCUUUUUCACUUUUACUGAUUAAACUUGA
Megalops cyprinoides (Indo-Pacific tarpon) is the source of this 1351-nucleotide messenger RNA. Its product is annotated as annexin A4-like. The transcript has 13 exons. Lineage: Eukaryota; Metazoa; Chordata; Actinopteri; Elopiformes; Megalopidae. The record is from RefSeq and is a predicted model, not a curated record. Gene Ontology annotation, cellular component: cytoplasm. The coding region runs from base 243 to 1205 and encodes 320 amino acids. Gene Ontology annotation, molecular function: calcium-dependent phospholipid binding; calcium ion binding.